AUGUUCAGAUCGUUUAGACCACGCCAAAAGGAUGAAGUGUCCCACUUCAACGCGUUGGCUUCGUCAUGGUGGGAUGUGGACGGCCCACAGCGAAUUCUUCACAAGAUGAACUUGGUCAGGAUGGAUUUCUUCACCGACAUGAUUCGGCUGCACCUCAAACUCAACCAGGGAAUAGACGAUCCCGAAGAACAAGUCUACUUACCGCCAUUCAAUGUGAAUAUCCUCCCAAAGCUCGUGAGAACCCGUAUUCUCCAAGAACAAGAGGCCAGAAGAGAUGAGAUCCUCAAUGCUAGGAGAUUGCGUGCUCUUGACGUUGGAUGUGGAGGCGGGAUUUUCGCUGAGUCCUUGGCCAGGCUCCCGUACGUGGAACUGGUGAAGGGCAUCGACUUGUCUCCAGAUGUCCUUGCAGCCGCUGAGUGGCAUAAGAAGCUGGACCCUGCAUUGCAAGAGAAACUAACGUACGAGCUCCAGGCAGUAGGGGACCUUGCACCAGAAGAGAAAUAUGACGUCGUAACUGCGUUUGAGAUGCUCGAGCACGUUCCUUACCCAGCAGAAGUACUCAAUGAACUCUUCAAGAGAGUUGAGACAGGAGGAUGGAUUUUUCUAUCCACAAUAAACAGAGAUUUUGUCAGCUGGUUCACCACCAUCUUCGUGGCAGAAAAAGUCAUAAAAGUUGUGCCCAAGGGUACCCACGUCCUUGAAAAGUACAUCAAUGAGUCCGAGAUCAGAGACUGGCUAGCACAGAGCGAGCACGCCAACUACUUCAAGCAUAUCAAAAGCAAAGGCAGCAUCUACUUGCCAGCUUGCGGAUGGAGUUUGACUGACCAGCCAGGCGUGGGGAACUACUUCAUGGCAUUUCAGAAAGUACGUUGA
Messenger RNA from Candidozyma auris, 873 nucleotides. It is a transcript of the gene COQ3, whose product is annotated as hexaprenyldihydroxybenzoate methyltransferase. Bases 1 to 873 code for a protein of 290 amino acids. Gene Ontology annotation, biological process: ubiquinone biosynthetic process. The record is from RefSeq and is a predicted model, not a curated record. The transcript has 2 exons. Gene Ontology annotation, molecular function: 2-methoxy-6-polyprenyl-1,4-benzoquinol methyltransferase activity. NCBI's taxonomy places the organism in Eukaryota, Fungi, Ascomycota, Pichiomycetes, Serinales, Metschnikowiaceae.